UGCUGCGUUGGUGAGUCAAGCAGGAACAUGGCAACAGGUGACACAGCUCUUUCUGUAAAUGGGCAGCACAGACGUUUGUUCUAAAGAAACCACAAUUUAACCUGUGCAUGUAAGCCCACAGAUAAUUCAAACACAAGGGUCGAAUUUAGUUAAAUGUUCCUUCUAUAAUGAUGUCACCGAAACCUUCUUAAAAGAAAACCACAUCCUUUUCAUGUCUAAAUAAAUAACUAAAAAGGUAAAAGAAAAGCCAUAGCUUUCACAAUGCUGAACAGAGCAACCCUAAUAUGCUGCAUCACGGCAUUAAUUCUGCAGAGAAUCCCAGGGGAUGAUUGUGCUGAAAUCAUUGGAGGUGAAGAAGUACUGAAUCAUUCAAAGCCUUUCAUGGCACUAUUAGAAGGAAAUGGAAUUUGUGGAGGAGCAUUAAUUUAUCCAAAGUGGGUUAUAACAGCUGCACAUUGCAUUGAUGCGAGCAAAACUGUGAGACUUGGAGUUCACAAUCGCUUUGCUAAGGAUGAAAAAUGGGAAAUUCGGAAAGUUGUAAAAAAAGUGCCUCACCAGUGCUUUGACAACAUUACUGGAAUGAAUGACAUCAUGCUGCUUAAGCUGAAUAAAGAAGUUAAACCAAGCAAAACAAUCUCUUUCCUCCAAAUGCCAAAGUCCAGUACAGACGUUAAAGCUGGAAGUACAUGCAAUGUGGCUGGCUGGGGAAUCACAAACAACAUAAAAAAAACUGGAUCAGACGUUCUGAGAGCUGUCAAUGUCACAGUUAUCGACAGAAUGAAAUGCAAUAGCUUGGAUUACUACAAUUUUGAACCCAUCAUAACCAAAGACAUGCUCUGUGCUGGCACUGGCAGUAGCAAAAAUUCAAAACGAGUAGAUGCUUGCAAGGGGGAUUCUGGGGGCCCACUUCUCUGCAAUGGAGAAUUCAGAGCGAUUACAUCUUUUUCUCACCAAUGUGGCCUCUUGAAAAAACCUGGAAUAUAUACACUGUUAUCCAAGAAGUACAUCGAAUGGAUCAAAAAAGUGACCAAAUCUUAUCUGUAAAACUUUGCUGUCUUUUGUUUUGUUUUUUUAAUCCUCCUAGUUUAAAGCAUGGGAGUUCUGUGUCAUUAUUAUUUAUAUUGUUCAAUAUUUUGGGAUGGUCUUCAAAAUCUUUAUAUCUGUUUUGCUUUGUGUGGAAGUUUUCAUCAGGGACAUUUAUGUUUUUGAUGUGCCGGGAUUGACUGCAAGGUGGCACAGUGGUUGGUGCUAUUGUCUCAUACUUUAGUGGAUCUGGUUUGGGUUAACAACUGUGAGAAGCAGCCCGGACACAGACAGACGGACAUCGUUUGUUCACCCAACACACGUUUAUUUAUACUAUUUACAAAGUUUCUAUGUGCACAACCCAGUGCCACCAGCACCAAUCCCCCAACGUCCAAACUUCUAUCACACUAGUGCCUGCUUCCUUCAGGCCGCCUCCACUCUUCUCCACCAAGACUUUGUCCAGUCUGAAGGGAGGUGGCCCCUUUUAAGCACACCCAGAUGGGUUCCAGGUGCUCCCCGACACUCCUCUUUCACUGUCUUUACACUCAGCUCCCGCUUCACAGCUAUGGAGCACUACUGCAAUCACAGAACAGCUACCAUUGCCCCAUUCCCAUUGUCGAUCUCUUUAUUUUGGUCUCUUUGUUGAAUAUACACAGACAUGAUUCUUCACACUAGGCAGCAUUUGGUUUUUGUAAUGCAUAUGUUCAAAUUCUAGAAGAAAACAGAAAGACCCUGCUUCCACACAGAAGCCAGAAUAUACAGUAUAUGAUAUGUGACCUCUGCAAUGGGGAUGGGAGGUUGUGAAAAUAAAAGAAGGAUGAUUUUCCUGCUAUCACAGACCUGUCUCUCAGGUCCAGAGUCUUGGCAUAGCCACCAUCUGUUAUUCUCCUCAUGUCAGUGAGAGUUUCUUCAGGUACUCGACUU
Molecule: messenger RNA, 1947 nt
Organism: Erpetoichthys calabaricus (reedfish)
Lineage: Eukaryota; Metazoa; Chordata; Cladistia; Polypteriformes; Polypteridae
Product: granzyme A-like
Exons: 5
Coding region: 262-1044 (260 amino acids)
Biological process (GO): proteolysis
Molecular function (GO): serine-type endopeptidase activity
Source: RefSeq, a predicted model, not a curated record